Messenger RNA from Penicillium paradoxum, 1761 nucleotides. RefSeq names its product DUF4048 domain-containing protein. The transcript is spliced from 2 exons. Lineage: Eukaryota; Fungi; Ascomycota; Eurotiomycetes; Eurotiales; Aspergillaceae. The record is from RefSeq and is a predicted model, not a curated record. Bases 1 to 1761 code for a protein of 586 amino acids.
AUGGAGAGUCUGCCGGGAGCGGAGAGCCUUCUCCACGGGUCGCCUCCGGACGCAAAUCAGAUUUCAACGUCGACGUCGGUGCAACAGCCGGAGUCUGGUUCCGAGCAGCUCUCGAACCUCUCGCGCUCGUCCUCACUCGUUCAGAGGAAACGCUCAUCACUACCUCCUCGGGCCGCAAAUUCAGCUCGUCAUGCCAAACGCCUCACCUUGAACUUCCCGAUUAAUCUGAACGAACCGGAGCCCACCGACCCUAACCUGACCUCACCGGGCUCAAUAACCCCCGUGACACAGUCCUCAACCCGCCCCUCGACCGCCCAGGCCCCUGGAACUCCUAUGUCGUUUGAUGUUCCAGAUGAUGGCUACGAUUUCCUGCGGGCCAUCGCCUCGCAGGAACGAAAGGUUAUGGAGCUCCGCGAGGAGCUGACUCGGGCGGAAGCAGAGCUAGUGACGAUUAAGAAGCAAUGGGCACAAUCGGAAAAGUCUAGGAAGCGCGCGGAAAUCCAUCACGCCGAGCCACUCAUGCCUCUCCGGUCGCCUGAGUCUGCAGCCCCCGAGGCUACGAGUUUACACGCCCGGGAACUGAGUAUGAGCUCGGUGGCGAGCUCUACGGUGUCUCAAGAACGGAUGAGCCGGGAUCUUGACCGGCGGUCUAGCAUGCGAAUCUCCGCACCAGGAACCAAAAUCGGGACCAAUGGUCGACGAGUCUUCCAUGGCACACAUACACGGACUUUAUCUCUUCUGUCACCUGUCACAGCUCCAAGCUCUUCCCGUGGGGAAAUGGGCCUCUCAGAAGCGGAUCGCGUGGGCCGCUUUCCUCGUUCGGCCACAUUACCAUCUGUCGACCGCAGUAAUGUCGCCACGAUGAGUGCACAAUUGGAUGAGAGUCAGGUACCAGAACAUCUACUCGCACAGUGGCGUAACACUCUUCCUCCCCCCUCACGGGAGGCAUUGGUGCGCACGGGGAAGCAAAUGGCGUCUGAUCUCCGCGAGGGCCUCUGGACAUUCUUGGAAGAUAUCCGACAAGCUACGGUGGGCGAGGAAGGAAUUAGUGGAACACACACACGGAACAUGUCACCAUCCAACUCCUUGGCACCGCCAAAUGGUCGCAAGCGGGAUUCCCUGGCGCAAUCCCGGAGUCGAGAACGGUUGCUAGCCGAUGGCAAGUUAUCACGAUCAUCAUCGUCAUCUUCGCGGGGGAGGGGGCCUGCGGCCGAGACAAAAACUGGUAAAGACACCAAGCCGGCGGAAAUUUCCACAUCUUUCUGGAAUGAAUUCGGCAUUGAUACACCAGCUCAGAAGUCUCCGAACGCUCGACGCACCCCCUCCGACAUCAAAGCCGCUACCCGAAACGAGGCGACCGAAGCCGAACAGCGCGAUCACCGCUCCAGUAAUUCAAUCGAUGCAGAAGAGAAUGAAGAUUUCGACGAAUGGGGUAGCUGGGACGCGCCCUUAUCCGGACAGAAGACGCACACGCCCUCGUCGAGUCGAUCAACCGUUGAAUCCAAACGUGAUCGGUCACCCACCACCCAGGGUAGUAGCCCUCGAACCAGCGCUAGCUUUGGCGAUUGGAACCCGACUUCCUCUGCUCUUGACCACAAUAUUUCCGAGGGCAUUCCCUGGCCUGCCAUCACCAAGCUUGCUCCCUCCAAGCUGCAACGUACUGCCUCCAACCUGAUGGCAGAAUGGGAGCGCUCGCUGUCAUCUUCCCCUGAGCGCAAUGCCUCUCCCUCGCUCAGCCGCAAGAGCAGCAAGAAGGACUAA